AUGGACGAGUACGAAUACCUCCAGCCCGGGUUCGACCCGAAAUCGCUGACGGUCCCCCGCCUGCGAUCGAUCCUCGUGGCGCACGAAAUUCAAUACCCCUCGACAGCAAAGAAGCCCCAGCUUGUCGAUCUCUUCAACGAAGAGGUCUUGCCUCAAGCGAAGAAGAUUCUGGCAAAGCAGGCUAGAGCGAAGCGGUCAAGCAAGGGGAUCGUGGAUAUGGGAAGCAAUCACGAAAGCGAGUCUUUUGAUGAUUACGACCUCGCCCCGCCACCACGACGCAGGACCACCCGAUCGCAGUCUCCGCGCAAGGCUUCCACCCGAGUUAAGAGCGAGGAGUAUGACCAACAGCCGCCGGCCCCGAUCAGCCCGACAAAGAGGAAGGUGCGAGCUAGCAGCCGGCAACCUGUGGAGCCUGAGCCGUACUACGAGCCUGAGCAGGUUGAGCAGUUGGAGCGGUUUGAGCAGCCCGUGUUUGAGCAACCAGAGCCGCCCAAGUCGGUCCGCACCAAGCGCAACGUGACCCCUCACAUCAAGCAAGAAGAGUCCGAGGAGGACUUUUUCAAGAAGCGGAGGGAGUCUGAGUAUUUCUCGAUGGACAACCCGUUCCAGAGCGGCAGCUCGCCGGCACCCAUCAAGACCCCUGCUACGGGACGCAGGAGAACUGGACAGGAUCUUUUCCAGAACGACAGUGUACGACGACGAACGGACGGCCAUCACGCCGAAGAGCGACCGAAGUCAUCUAGGAAAUCACAGGCCUUCGAGGUCCCUGUCAGUACAUUGUUGCGCGAGGACACACCAGAGUAUCAGCCGGCUGAAAUUGUCGAGGCUGGCGAAGAGUUCACUCCGGAUGCUCAAUUCGAAAUGGAGCAGGAGAUGGCGGCAAGUGGUGAAAGUGCUCUGGCACCCCGCCGUACGCCGGCCCGUCCCAGAAGAAGUCUCGCCAAGCCUUUCUGGGCCCUGGCUGUCUCUUUGCUUGGAGCCUACGGCGCUUGGUACCGUCAAGAGAAGGUGGCUGUUGGAUACUGCGGACUAGGCCGUCCCGCGACGCAAAUCAUCCCCGCGGAUAUCCCCGUCCCUGACUGGGCGGUCCAGCUGGCUGAGCCUCAGUGCGAGCUGUGCCCUCAGCACGCUUACUGCUAUGAAGACUUCUCUGUCCGCUGUGAGCCCGACUUCAUCCUGAAGCCGCACCCACUUGCCCUUGGUGGCCUGGUCCCCUUGCCCCCAACAUGUGAGCCCGACGGUGAGAAGGUGCGAAGGGUGAAGGCUGUGGCCGACAAGACAGUCGAAGAGCUCCGAGAGAGGCGAGCCCAGUUUGAGUGCGGCGAUUCUACCGACGAAGCCCAGCAGGCGCCGGAGGCCCCCGCGAUUGAUGAGGAGGAGCUCAAGAAGGUCAUCAGCGCAAAGAGAAGCAAGAAGAUGAACAAGCAGGAGUUUGACGACCUGUGGGUUGCCGCUAUCGGGGAUGUCAAGGGUCGCGAGGAAGUGGAAGUUGUUCCAAAGGCCAAUUCCACCUCAGUUUCAGACGCCUACCUAUCGUCCUCCUCUCUCGCUCGCCUUCCAAUCGGCUGCGCCAUCAAGCGCUCGUUCAGGCUCGGGCUGGCAAGACAUCGACUCUCAAUUGGAUCUGUGAUCGUGUUGAUUGUUAGUUACUUCUACGUGCGCUCCAAGUACAGAUCCCAUAAGGCGACUGUGGCCCAGGUCCCAGCGCUUGUUGAUCUUGUUCUGGCUCGGCUGGCAACGCAGAAGGAACUCGGCGAGGAAGAGAUCGACGACCCUUGGCUCUUCCUGCCCAACCUCCGCGAUGACGUUCUCCGCUCUGUGCACUCGCUCGGCGAGCGUGAUCGCAUCUGGAAGCGUGUCAAGGCUGUUGUUGAGCAAAAUAGCAACGUGAGAACCAGCCAAAGAGAAGGACGCAGCGGCGAGGUUGGUCGCGCUUGGGAGUGGAUCGGACCUAUUACGGGAGACACUGCUAGACGACGUAAGAGCGGAAGGAUUUCCUUUGGUGCGGGACCGGACGUCAAGACGGAAGAUACCCCUGAUGCGGCGGAGAAGGCUGGCGCUCACUCGAAAUGGGAAGAGUCGCGACCUAUCUACUGA
Colletotrichum siamense is the source of this 2097-nucleotide messenger RNA. Its product is annotated as Inner nuclear membrane protein SRC1. The coding region runs from base 1 to 2097 and encodes 698 amino acids. NCBI's taxonomy places the organism in Eukaryota, Fungi, Ascomycota, Sordariomycetes, Glomerellales, Glomerellaceae. Gene Ontology annotation, molecular function: chromatin binding. Gene Ontology annotation, cellular component: nuclear inner membrane. The record is from RefSeq and is a predicted model, not a curated record. The transcript is spliced from 2 exons.